Messenger RNA from Drosophila novamexicana, 1368 nucleotides. RefSeq lists its product as uncharacterized. Lineage: Eukaryota; Metazoa; Arthropoda; Insecta; Diptera; Drosophilidae. The record is from RefSeq and is a predicted model, not a curated record. The coding region runs from base 400 to 1011 and encodes 203 amino acids. The transcript is spliced from 3 exons.
GGACGCGUCGGUCUGUGGCUUGUCGCGUGUGUUAGCUGCGGAUUUACAGUUACAUUAACAAACGUGCUGUGUGUGCGCUUGAAUGCCAAAUUUAAUUGCCAGUGUGCCACAGCAACAACAUUUAACGUUAACGGCAGCUAGCGUUUAAUUUGAAAACGUUUUCAAAAAUAAAAGAUAUAAAAAAAAACGCAAAUCGUUACUUUCGUUUUUCCCACUUUCAUUUUUGUUUUGCUUACACACAAGUUUUCAUUGAAAAAAGUGUCGUUGUCAAAGUUGUGAAAUUUCCACAUAUACAAAAAAAGGUGCUAAAAAUCGAGAGUUACAGAAUUUAUUAAACAACCCAAAAAAAAAAAACAACAAACCAGCGCAACAAACUACAACUGAAGUCAACCUAUUCGAAUGGCGCUCAUGGACACCGCCUGGCGCUGCCGCCUCAUGAUCUUUGGCGUCGUCUCGCUGCUGCUGGUUGGCGAUCUCUUUGGCUAUGGGGGCUACAGCGUGCGCGGCGUUAAAUCGGAUCAUCCGGACGAGGUGGGCGUGCAGGGCGGGGGGCCGCCGACUGGUCCCGCGGCUGCCGCUGGCAAGUUUCAGCAGAAGAAUGCCGAAAUCGACAUAGGCGAAGAGCACGACUUUGAUGAGUUCUCCGCAGCAGCUGCUCUGAAGCCAGUAGCCUCUGGGGUUGUGACCGGAGCGAAUCUGAAGACAAAGUCACAGCUCACGGAUACCAUUAAGGAAUCGUGUCUGCCCAAAAUGCUAUGCGAACUGGCCGCCAAGCCGGAGUAUCAACUGAGCGAAAAGGAGCGCGAGCUGCUUAGAUUGAUAAGAUCUCCAACCAUGCCCUGGAUGAUGAAUAUGCCGCCCAGUAAAUGGUAUUUUGCGGCUCACAUGGGCGAGCUAAUGCGCCAUACAGGCGAUAAUCUGAGCGGUCCCAUGGGUUGCGCCAAUCUCUGGCCGAACUGCCCCAUCAGUUCCAAGAAGCUGAUGAAGCUUAGCUACAAGGUGCGUGCUUAGGCGCCGGCUAAUGUGAUCAUAGCGUAUUUAAUUAAGAACUAGUUUAAGUGUACACAACAAACACACACGAUUACAUCUAUCUGGGGCUCUACGCUGAACAGACUCACCUAUUGUACUAUAUGUUUUCACGCUGUAAGCCGUCAUCUACCUGGCUGAAAGAAAAGUGCCUGCAGUUUGCCAUAAUGGAGCCUGCGGCAUGACUGAUGUGACAAUUUGCAAUUUGUAUCUAUUAGCUGUAAGUGCUAAGUAGUCAUUUAAGUGUGGCUAGUCUAUCUCAAUUAUGUGUUAGUUUUAGCAUUAUGCCUAAUGUUAGUUCGAGGCGCGCGUAUAAUUGUAAAAAAUGCAUAUUGUUAUUUA